GCGCCACAUCGCGGGGGAGGCAGAGGAGGAGUCGGGAGGCCAGGACGGGGAGGGUCACGGCGGUGCGGCUGUCGUGGAGUGCGCGGAGGUCCCGCAGCAGGAGUUGGCGUCGGAUUUCCCGAUCCCGCCCCUCGUGAGGGCGCAGAACGCGGAGGUCUUCAUCAAGACGGAGCAGGUGGCAGCUGCUCGGAGGGCCAGUUCGAGCCUGGUGAGCGGGAUCAUCGUGGAGGUGAACUGGUCCAUCGAGGAGGCGAGCUGGGCCAUCGUGCAGGUGAGCUGGGUCUUCACGGCGAUGAGCUGGAUCAUCGUGGAGGUGAACUGGUCCAACGUGGAGGCGGGCUGGGUCAUCGUGCAGGUGAGCGGGGUCAUCACGCUGGUGAGCUGGAUCCUCGUGGAGGACUGGUCCAACGUGGAGGAAUACGGUGAGCUGGGUCAUCACGCCGGUGAGCUGGAGCAGAUGGGAGACAACAGAGUGCGAAGCGCGCUCGAAAUUUUGGCAGACCUCUUGGAUACGAUCGCGAACAACAGCGACGAUCAAGAGUUCGUGGGCAAGUUGACGGUGGAGGUCACUUCCUGGGUCAAGACGUGUGCGAAGCUCGGCGUCGACCUCGGAGACCUCAAGGAGAAGUUCGAGGGUCUGGACGUGGUGCAGUACUCG
This is a messenger RNA of Prorocentrum cordatum, 658 nucleotides long. The record is from the annotation of a GenBank genome assembly. Lineage: Eukaryota; Dinophyceae; Prorocentrales; Prorocentraceae.